UUCCCAUGGUGUUCCUUAUCUUCCCAUAUUUUUUAAAUGGACAUUGCAAAAUUCACUUUAAAUUUAAUUUUAUUUCUAUAAGAUAAACAGAUUGGGAACACUAAAAAACAAACAGAACUCUGGCUCUGCUCCGUGCCAUGGUGGUAGUACAGACACUCUUUUGGCAGGAAGUAUUGAUAAGUUUCUGGACUAAAGCGAAAGUAGGGAAUUAAAAGUUAACACCAAAAUUGAAACAAAGCCAUGUUUUGUGAAGCGCACACUAAUAGCAGUCCAUUGGAUCAAAGGAUAUGAUCUCACUUCACAGUAAAACAGGUCUUGCAAGCCCAGGUAACUCAGGAAGCAAAAUGGUAAUUAUUCACAGAAGAAAGCAGGUAGUAUACUGUUACAUUACUACAGGGGAAAGUCAGAAGGUCACCGGGCUUGCAGGGUAACUGACACAGCUGAAACUGCUUGGCCCCCUUUAAACAAAAGUAGUAAAAUGGGAGAGAAUGAAGCAAGUUUACCUAAUACUACUUUGCAAGGUAAAAAGAUGGCCUAUCAGAAGGUCAGUGGAGAUCAAAGAGCUCCAGGACAUUCACAGUACUUAGACAAUGAUGACCUCCAAGCCACUGCACUUGACUUAGAGUGGGACAUGGAAAAGGAACUGGAGGAGCCUGGUUUUGACCAGUUCCAGCUAAACAGUGCUGAGAAUCAGAACCUGGAAAAUUCAGAGACUGCAGACCUCAAUCUUGAUCCCAUUCAACCAGCAACUUCACCCAAAGGAAGGUUUCAGAGACUUCAAGAAGAAUCUGACUAUGUGACCCAUUAUACAAGAUCUGCACCAAAGAGCAACCCCUGCAACUUUUGCCGCCUUUUAAAAAUAUUUUGCAUGGCAAUCAUUUUAUUUAUUUCUGGAAUCUUGAUAGGCUAUUACUCACAUAAAAAUUGCCCUUCAAAUGCUACAUCUUCAGGAACCCUUGAUCUUCAGUUAUACCAGGAGAUUCUCAAGACAAUCCAAUCAGAAGAUAUUAAGAAGUCUUUCAGAAACUUGGUACAGCUGUACAAAAGUGAAGAUGACACGGAAAUUUCAAAGAAGAUUAAGACUCAGUGGACUUCUUUGGGCUUAGAAGAUGUACAGCUUGUAAAUUACUCUGUGUUGCUGAACCUGCCAGGUCUUUCUCCCAGCUCUGUGACUCUGAGCAGCAGUGGCCAGUGCUUUCAUCCUAAUGGCCAGCCUUGCAGUGAAGAAGCCAGAAAAUGGAGCAGCCAAGACCUGCUAUAUUCAUAUGCAGCCUAUUCUGCCAAUGGAAUUCUCGAGGCUGAAGUCAUUGAUGUGAGUUAUGGAAAUGCAGAUGACUUAAAGCGGAUUAAAAAAAUGAAAAAUGUCACAAAUCGCAUUGCACUCUUGAAAUUAGGAAAAUUGCCGCUACUUUAUAAGCUUUCCUUAUUGGAAAAGACUGGAUUUGGAGGUGUUCUUCUAUAUAUUGAUCCUUGUGAUUUACCAAAGACUGCAAAUCUUAGCUAUAAUACCUUCAUGGUAUCACUGAAUCCAGGAGGAGACCCUUCUACACCUGGUUAUCCAAGUAUUGAUGGAAGCUUUAGACAAAACCGAUCAAACCUCACCUCUCUACUAGUGCAGCCCAUCUCAGCAUCUCUUGUUGCAAAACUCAUCUCUUUGCCAAAGGAUAGAACCACAAAUGGUGCCUGCAGCCCUCUAGAACUUCCAAAUAAUGAGGAAAGAAUUGUCAACAUGAAAAUUCAAACAGUCACAAAAUUUGAAACAGUUACUAAUGUUGUUGGAUAUUUAAAGGGGGUGACAUUUCCAGACCGUUAUGUCAUAGUUGGCAGCCAUCAUCAUACCGCUCACAGUUAUAACAGACAAGAAUGGGCCAGCAGCACUGCCAUCAUCACAGCUUUUAUCCGGGCCUUGAUGUUAAGAGUUAAGAAAGGGUGGAGACCAGACCGUACUAUUGUUUUCUGCUCAUGGGGAGGAACAGCUUUUGGAAAUAUUGGCUCCUAUGAAUGGGGAGAGGAUUUCAGGAAGGUUCUGCAGAGAAAUGUUGUGGCUUACAUUAGUCUCCACAGUCCUGUAAGGGGUAACUCAACUCUCCACUCUGUUGCUUCACCAUCUCUUCAGCAACUGGUAGCUGAGAAAAAUAAGUUCAAUUGUCCCAGAAGAGAUCAGUGCCCCAAAACCAAUAUCAGUUCUGAGCAGAUGCAGGAUGAUGCUGAUUACUUCAUCAACCAUCUCGGAGUUCCCACCAUGAGGUUUACUUAUGAGGACAUCAGAGCAUUAGAGGGUCCAAGUUUUCUCUCUGAGGCUCUUUUUCCUAAACAUGCAAUAAAAGUUGAAGAAAUGGAUCCGUUUUUCAAUCUUCAUGAGACCAUUAUCAAGCUCUCAGGAGAAGUGAUUUUGCAAAUUGCCAGUGAACCAGUUCUGCCCUUUAAUGCUCUUGAUAUAGCUUUAGAAGUUCAAAACAACCUUAAAGGUGAUCAAACCAGCACCCCUCAACUGCUAGCCCUGGCCUCACGCCUGCGGGAGAGUGCUGAACUCUUUCAGUCAGAUGAGAUGCGUCCUGCUAACGACCCCAAGGAAAGAGCUCCCAUUCGUGUGCGGAUGCUGAAUGACAUUCUCCAGGACAUGGAGAAGAGCUUCCUAGUGCAGCAUGCACCACCAGGGUUUUACAGAAAUAUCCUGUACCACCUUGAUGGGAAGACAAGCCAGUUUUCAAUACUCCUGGAGGCUUGGGAGCACUGCAAGUCACUUGCAUCAAAUGAGACCCUUCAAGAAGCCCUGUCAGAGGUGUUGAACAGCAUUAAUGCAGCUCAGGUUUACUUCAAAGCAGGACUUGAUGUGUUUGAGAGUGUCUUAGUUGGAAAGAACUGAGAAAACUCUCAGCAUUUUAAAAAGUUUGUUUACAAUUCCUCAAGCAAAAGCUCUAAUCUCACCAGAUUUUCUGACAUGGAAGACUUUUUCCCCUCAAUAGCUUUUUAUAUAAGUAUAAAGCUAUCCUUCCUUUGUAUUUUUUGAUGUACAUGUAAAAAGAGCAUUUUGCACAUUUAAUAUUUUUCUUAUAUCUAGAUUUCUGAUUAUGUAAAAGCAAGCUAUUGAAAAUAAUACUUAAGAUUUAUCUAUUAAAAAGAAAUCUGCUGUAUUUAUAUAUAUAUAUGAAAUAUUUGGGGAAAGAAAUUUCCAAGAAGUUCUGGACAAUCUUUGUUCCUGUGGAUAAAACAUGCAGGAAUAGAAAUGAUUCCCUAUGUUAGAGCUUUAAUGACCUACCUUCUGUAAUAGAAAUGGACAGUUGAUAUGGUUUCAGAUUAACUUUUACUAUCAAAUAUUCAAUAUGAACACAAGUAUUCUGACUGAGUGAUUGGUUGAUGAAAACCACUUUGAAUGUGUCUAUUUUAUGAAAUGAAGUGCCUGUUUAUAACACAACUAGAUGUAGUAAUACACUGGUUAUGAAAAUGUAUUUUUUUAAGUAUUAAUUAAAAAAAAAAAAAAAGAGCCAUAAACAUUCCAGGGGAAAAUCGCAAGGUAGCUGCACAGAGCAAUUUAAUUGUAAGUUUUUUUCCUAACCACUUAUAAGGUGACUAGCUUUGAAAUCCCUCAUUUGUAUCAGUUGAUUUUGUAAAAAUUUCAGGAGUGAUGUAUGUCUUAUGAGGGAGAAAAUAUGUAUUUCUUCCUGUGUUGUUUCUGUUGGAAGCACUGAAAUAGAGCUACUCUAAAAUGAAAGCAUCUCACUUUGCUCCUCAUUCAUGUAUCUUUUCUGAAACUCCUUGCUGAAAGGCAGUUUUCUCAGAAUACCAUAUAAUUUCCACAGGAAAGUAGCAAAGUUUCUCUUUGAAAACCCAAAAUAUCUUAAAAAGUAUCAAUUGCUAUUUCUGCCAUUAACAAAAAAGGUCUUCUGAUGAAUGAAAUAGUUGUUUUGAUCAACAAAAAAGCUCCUCAAUUCUAUGAAAAAAACUUUUUUUCCCUUCUCUAUCCUUACUUGUGAUUGAGAUGACAACACAUAAUAUAUUCAUGCUUCUACUUUUAGGCAGAAAAUAUUGUAUUACUUUAAGAGUGUAUCUUUCCCAGGCUUCAGUUCUUCUCUCAUGUUGAAAAUGAAGCUUUUCACACUAAGGAAUGGCCUUAGUAUCCGCUAUUCCCCCAAACCACAGAAUUCCAUUAAGUGUUUAAACUCUGAGUCUACCUUUAGAAAUUGAUUUGGUAUUGGAUAAAGCAAUUUUUCUUAGGAAGCAUAUCUUCAGAAUAUUUCAUGUGGAUUAUUUUUCUCUAACAUAACAUCAAACACAUGUCCCUAUUACACACCUCAAGAGCAACUUCACAAACAGUGCCUAUAGGUCUAAAUCUUUGCUGUGUAUGAAUGAAGAUACACCUAAUCUUAGUUUAAAGGAAAACUGAAGUUAAAGGGAAAGAAUUAGUCAGCAUUGAUUAACUGAUUUAUAAGGGUCAGCUGUUCUUACUAUCAGUAAUGUUUAUACGCUCAAGGCAAAGAAGAGAAUUGAAGCAGUUAGCUAGAUAUUUCAGGCAGAAACUCAGUUUCAGUGAAUUGCUUGUGUGCCCAUAUUUUACAUAAGAAAGGAAACUACCUUACAACAUGUAUUCCUAACCAAUGCAUGUGUUUGUCUGAAAGUAUUUGCUGUGUUGAGAAGUGGCUACAGGAAGGGGCUAAAGAACCAAACUCCCACAUGCCUUGGUGUCAGUGCCCUCUCUCCUGCAGAAAAGAAGAGAAAAGAGGCAGGAGGAAUACACAUAUGGAUUUGUGUCAGGUCAAUAAUAGAAUCCCUAUACCAAAGGAUCAGAAAUAGUGACUUGUUUCAGUGUGUUCAUUUUAAUUCUUCCUUUGGAGCUGGAUUUAAAACAGACAAAGACAAAUAAAUAUCGAUUUGAUAGUUUAUCAUUUCAGAACAAAAUCCCAAGUAAAUUCACUCCUUGGUGUUGAGAACAUGAAUGUUUGUGUUUGCACAUUUUUGUUGAAAGAUUGUGCAUGUAGCUAACCCGCACUGCACAGAUCAAAGUCUCAAUAUUCUGUGCUUAUUACUUCUAAAUCAUGAUAUUUGAUACUUAGAAACUGAAGUUAACUAUGGACUAACAUGUUUUUAUUAGUCUAUUUAAGAGAUGAUGUGAGGAAACAAUUAUAAUUGAAACAGACAUCCACCAAUUCUAUAAAUGCUGCUCAUCUUGGACUAAAACAAACCUCUUAACUAGGAACAUUACUGCUAUAGUCUGAUUACCUCAGGGUUCCUUGAAAUUUAUAUCAUUUAAAUUUUUCCCUAAUGAUCCCAGUAAAUAAAAUCCUGUGCAAGUUAUUAACAAGUAUUUUAAAUGAAUUGCUAGUUAGGUUAUAUCUGAAAUAUCUGGGUGCCUGGUACUUCUCACCACCUCAUACAUAGCAUUGUGCCAGUCCACAAUGAAUCAUAAAUAAUUAUUCCCCCAAGAAAAGGUGGCAGAUGUGGACCACUGCAAUUUGGGUUCAGGCAGGGUACACCUGGAAUACCGCUCUUUGUGAAAAAAUACAGAUUCCAGAGUCAAAAGAAAGCCUAAGACUUUCUGAUUCAAGUCUGAGAAUAUUACCUUCAGUCAGGGAAAGCAUCAGCACUCCAUUAGAUACAGUAACUGCAGACAAAGUGGUCACGGAAUUGGGAUAGAGUCACAGUUUUAGUAGCAGAAGGGCUGCUAAAAUUUAAGCUUGUUUGUUUUCUCAUAGAGUUCUAAAUGGUCUUUUCCAGUAUAUUCUAGGUGGUGCAGAGGUUAAAGCAUCUGCCUGCAAUAUGGGAGACCUGGGUUCAAUCCCUGGGUCGGGAAG
Messenger RNA from Capra hircus (goat), 5789 nucleotides. It is a transcript of the gene NAALADL2, whose product is annotated as N-acetylated alpha-linked acidic dipeptidase like 2. Lineage: Eukaryota; Metazoa; Chordata; Mammalia; Artiodactyla; Bovidae. The coding region runs from base 479 to 2866 and encodes 795 amino acids. The record is from RefSeq and is a predicted model, not a curated record. The transcript has 14 exons.